This is a messenger RNA of Amborella trichopoda, 2193 nucleotides long. Its product is annotated as alpha-terpineol synthase, chloroplastic-like. Lineage: Eukaryota; Viridiplantae; Streptophyta; Magnoliopsida; Amborellales; Amborellaceae. The record is from RefSeq and is a predicted model, not a curated record. Gene Ontology annotation, biological process: diterpenoid biosynthetic process. Gene Ontology annotation, molecular function: terpene synthase activity; magnesium ion binding.
AUAAGUGGAUCUCUCUCUCCCUCAAAAGGAUAGUACUCUCUUUCUGUCUCUCUCACACAGCAACAUAUCACCUGAAAAUCGAUGUAUAUAAUGUGUAUAUAUAUAUUCAUGGGGUUUCCCCGUGUUCCAUACGGUGAAUCAAGCGUCUCAUUAAACCAGUUUCACAAUGGUUACAUGUGUGCCUCUGAUUCACACCACAAUGUCCUGGUUGCGCAUGCAAACAAGCCGCAAAACGAUUCAAUUAGGUUAUCCUCUGCCUUCACGGUGCUUUACGAGCUCUGAGUCCUCUGCGACAUCAAUCGCCAGGCGAACUGCGAAUUUCAUGCCGACCAUUUGGGAUCCCGAUCGUAUUCAAUCAGUAAGAAGUGAUUUUAAGGAAGAGGAAUAUAUGAGCCGAACUGAAGCUCUAAAGAAACAAUUCAAGGCUCUUUUAAGGAGGACAACCGAGCCAAUCGCCCCACUUGAGCUCAUUGACUCAAUCCAAAGGCUGGGAGUGGGGUAUCACUUUGAGCAGGAUAUCAAAGUGGCUUUGGACACUAUUUACUCCAAUGCUGAUAUCCAACAGUCAUGGAGUGAUGAUCUCUAUGCAACAUCCCUUGCAUUUCGACUGCUUAGACAACAUGGAUACCGGAUGCCAUCAGAUGUAUUUUGCAGAUUCAUGGACGAGAAAGGUAGUUUCAAAGUAAGUUUGAUUGGAGACGCCAAAGGAAUGUUGAGUUUGUAUGAAGCAUGCCACCUAUCUGUUCCUGGAGAAGAUAUUUUGGAUAAAGCAUUCACAUUUACCAGUAAGAACCUCAUGGACUUAACUGAUCGAUUAGAGCCAAGUCUUUCUCAAAAAGCACAACAAGCUUUAGAGCUGCCUUUGCAUUGGAGAAUGCUCAGGCUAGAAGCUAGGGAUUACAUUCAAGUCUAUGAGAAAGAGAAAGACAUGAUCCCCUCUUUGCUUGAAUUUGCUAAAUUGGACUUCAACUCAGUACAGUGCACGCACCAAGCCGAUCUCAGGCGUAUGUCAAGGUGGUAUAAUGAUAUGGGGUUCGCAACUAAGCUACCAUUUGCUCGGGAUCGGAUCGUUGAAAACUGUUUAUGGAACAUUGGGUAUUUAUUCGAGCCCCAAUUUUCAAGGACUAGGGAAGCCCUCAUCAAAGUCCAUUGCUUAAUUACAGCGAUUGAUGAUGUUUAUGAUGUGUAUGGCUCGUUAGAUGAACUGGAACUUUUCACUGAAGCUGUCCAAAGGUGGGAUUUGAACGCCAUGGAGAACCUUCCAGAUUACAUGAAAAUAUGUUAUUUGGCAUUGUACAACACAACAAACAUGAUUUCAUACGAUAUUCUCAAGGAGAAAGGAUGGAAUAUCACAAACUACCUUAAAGAUAUGUGGGCAGGAUUAUGGAAAGCGGACUAGUUGGAGGCAAAGUGGUUUAGCAUGGGGCACAAACCAACCUUAGAAGAAUACUUAAAUAACUCAUGGGUUUCAAGUUCAGUGCCAGUUAUCUUGAUUCAUGCAUACUUCCUCAUUGCACAAAGCAUCACACAAGAGGCAAUAGAUUACAUUACCACUGAAUCAAGACUCAUUUAUUGGUCAUCAAUGGUCCUUAGACUGUGCAACGACUUGGUAACAAGUCCGGAUGACAUCCUAAGAGGGGAUGUCCCAAAAUCUAUUCAAUGUUAUAUGCAUGAAACAGGGGCAUCUGAGGAAGCCGCACAAAAACAUAUCAAGGAGAUGAUUAGAGAUGCAUGGAAGAACCUCAAUGCAGAGUGUCUUGCACCAUCCAUCUUGCCAAAACCCUAUGUCAAUUUCGUAGUUAAUCUUGCACGGAUGGCCCAUUGUGCCUACUCGAAUGGAGAUGGAUUUGCAAGACCUGACUCUGAGACUAGGGAACAUAUUAAUAGAUUGUUCAUUCAUUCAAUUCCACUAGAUUAACCUAUUUGUGUACCCAUUCCAAUAUACUAUUUUAAUUCACGCAAAUGCCUUCGUUCAGAUGGGAGAACUAUUCAUUGAUUAACUAUGUGAGCCAAGCUGUGUCAAGAUCCUGUAAAUUGUUGUUAGUCUCUCUAGACCUGAUUUGGUGUUCUGCACUUAGUGGCAUGAUCCUUUGCAACAAAAAGAAUGUUGACUUGGAUGAUAUUUAUUUAGUUCCACAAAUUAACUAGUAGUGUAAUUAUGUAAUCAAUGCUAUUGUAUCGUUUUUAUGGUAA